Erythranthe guttata (spotted monkey flower) is the source of this 736-nucleotide messenger RNA. Its product is annotated as glycine cleavage system H protein 3, mitochondrial. Lineage: Eukaryota; Viridiplantae; Streptophyta; Magnoliopsida; Lamiales; Phrymaceae. Gene Ontology annotation, biological process: glycine decarboxylation via glycine cleavage system; protein lipoylation. The record is from RefSeq and is a predicted model, not a curated record. Gene Ontology annotation, cellular component: cytoplasm; glycine cleavage complex; mitochondrion.
AGGCUAAUACAUCUCUCUAUAUUCUAUCAACCCUUCUUCUUUCAUUUUUCCCCUCCUGAGAAAAAAAAAAAGAGUAAGCAGAUAAUAUACAACAAUGGCACUGAGAAUGUGGGCUUCUUCUACAGCCAAUGCUCUGAGGCUCUCUUCUUCUUCUUCCUCUUCUAGAUUCGCUCCUGCAUUCUCUCUCUCUAGAACCUUCUCUACUGUGCUGGAGGGGUUCAAAUAUGCCACCUCACAUGAAUGGGUGAAGCACGACGGCUCCAUCGCCACCAUUGGCAUCACUGACCAUGCUCAGGACCAUUUGGGAGAAGUGGUGUUUGUGGAGUUGCCGGAUGGAGGGAAAGCGGUGGAGCAGGCGAGCAGCUUCGGCGCGGUGGAGAGUGUGAAAGCCACCAGUGAUAUCAACUCUCCCAUCUCCGGCGAGGUCGUCGAGGUCAACACCAAGCUUACCGAGUCUCCCGGUUUGAUAAAUUCAAGCCCAUAUGAAGAUGGAUGGAUGAUAAAGGUGAAGCCAAGCAAUCCUUCAGAAUUGGAAUCUUUAAUGGGACCAAAGGAGUACACUAAAUUCUGUGAAGACGAAGAUGCUUCUCACUAAUCAUGUCUUAAUUAUGUGUUUUUUCUUUUUUUAAUCCAAACUUAUGUUCCAUUUUUUUAUGUAUUAGUAAUGUCAAGUUCUGGUUAAUUGAUUUUUAACCACUUGCAUCUCUUAAUUUCGAUGUUAAUUAUGUUGAUAUCA